Molecule: messenger RNA, 5815 nt
Organism: Pomacea canaliculata
Lineage: Eukaryota; Metazoa; Mollusca; Gastropoda; Architaenioglossa; Ampullariidae
Product: deleted in malignant brain tumors 1 protein-like
Exons: 26
Coding region: 310-5682 (1790 amino acids)
Cellular component (GO): membrane
Source: RefSeq, a predicted model, not a curated record
GUCCAUUUCAGACGUCAUCUGCUCUGGGUACGAGACAAGUGUUUUCAUGUGCCGUAGUGGGGGGUUGUUUGUCCCUCCGUCAGACAGAUGUGCCAACCACGACUUCGACCUCGGUGUGCGCUGUUCAGACGGCGUGCGUCUGUUCUCUACAAUCCACAACACCAACAACUCCAUCACUGGCGUGGUGCAGAUUAACCGGGGAUCAGGACUGGAUUAACAUCUGCAAUUGAUUUCUUUGACGACUUGGACGCACAGGUCGUGUGCCGGAGCCAAGGUUACUCGUACUCACGUGUACUGCCCAAGGGCUCGAUGGGUAACCUGAACGGAAACAACCUUAUCACAGCCCUGAACUGCAAUGGCAGAGAGGCCUCCCUCUUAGACUGCCCUGAACAACAGAACAUCACCUGCCCAUGGGGAAACACUGAAAGAUACGCUACAGUUUUUUGUAGUCAAACUCCAUCGGAGCGAGGUCUGCAAGCCGCCCCAAUGUCAGAUGAUGGACUUCUUGUUGUUCUGGCGGACGGAGUCAAGUCCUAUGUCUGUAGCAACAACUGGGACGACGCCGCUGCCUCUGUGUACUGCAAGGACCUGGGCUACCAGUACGGCGUGGCCAUCUACCAGACUUCUGUGCCCAUCUCCCAGGGUGUCGCCGCCUACUUCGUCAACAGCAUCCAUUGCACUGGCAACGAGAACUCUCUGAGUGAAUGUUCCUUCUCCUCCAACUGGUCCACUUGUGUCACGGGCUACAGCAGUGCUGCCCAGGCACUGUGCUACAACUAUACAAGUGGCCGAGAGCUUCGGUUGACUGGAGGUACCACCACUAAUGUAGGGCAAGUCGAGGUCGGUUUCAACGGUGUGUGGGGCACAGUCUGUGACAACGACUUCACCAGUCGUGACGCCACGGCAGUGUGCCUCACUCUGGGCUAUUUUGGUGGUGUCGUUUCGGACAAAAGCAGCAGCAGCCCAAAAUCGACAGGUCCUUUCUACCUGUAUGGCCUCAGUUGCAGUGGUUCAGAGACCAGUCUAUGGCAAUGUCCUGUUAGAAACUUCAACGUCACCUACAGCUUCUGCUCGUCCCGACCCAACAUCCCAAGAGUGAGGUGCACAGGUCAAGUGACACUACUGGAAAAUGCGGGCUAUGGGGCUGUACAGGUGCCCAUCAACACCACGUCCAGGACAUACGGUCUGGUCUGCGAUGACAACUUCACGGACCGCGAGGCCAGCGUGGCCUGCCGUGACCUCGGCUACCCGUACGGCAUCCACCUGUGCUGCUCGGCGUUCGGGUAUAAGUCCCUGCCUAUCGUCCGGUCCGGUGUCAGGUGUACAGGUACCGAGGCUCUGUUCAGCGACUGUUAUUACGACACAAGGACAUACUGCCUGUCUGGAAAAUAUGCCUCCGUCGUAUGCUCCAACAUUCCACCCGACAGCGGUUACACAGUCCAGAUAGACACCGCGUCAAGAGGAUCGUAUGGACGGGUCAAAGUGCAGCACAUGGACUACUGGGGCUUCGUGUGUCCAUCCGGCUUCGACCACAACGACGCCAACGUCAUGUGUAGAGAGGUCGGCUACACCGGGGGCUGGGCUGUGGUGGACAAGUCCUACGACAGAUCCUCGCUCCGCUGGCUGUCCAACAUUGACUGCGACGGCAGCGAGUCUCACCUCAGCCUGUGCCGUAACCUCGUCUUUGGAAACGUCAGCGACUGCGGCAACACCGGAAUCGCCGCCGUCUACUGCAACAGAGAGGCUGACACCCAGUUCCGUCUGGUUAACGGCACACAGACGACGGGUCGAGUGGAGGUGUCGAUGGACUAUGGCAACAGCGGUUCGAUAUGCAGCGAGGGUUGGACCGACGUGGAGGCCGCCGUGGCUUGCAAAAGUAUGGGGUUCGAAUCUGGACGGUUCCUUGGCGCAGGCAUCUACGGGAAGGGUGCAAGUAACUUACUGCUUACUCGCGUAAAGUGCACUCGAGCGGCAUCCUCUCGGUCUCUGUUGGACUGCGAUCUGUCACUCAGCGGUCUCGGCUCCUUUUAUACAACCUGCCCGUAUUCCAGUUAUGGUCCUGCAGUCAAAUGUUUUAAUAAUUCAGUCCGAUUAACGGGGACAAGACAAGAGAAUUACGGGCGAGUGGAAGUCUAUACCAAUGACACCUGGACAGCCGUGUGUGACCAGGGCUUUGACCAGACGGCGGCACAGGUGGCCUGCAGGGCCCUGGGACUCUUGUACGCGCGCCCUCAGUGUUGUUCCGCGCUUGGACCGCUGGGUACGGGCCCAGUCGAUGCCAGACAAAUCGGCUUCAAGGUGAACAGAUGUCGGGGUGAUGAGGCUACACUAACGGACUGCGAUGUCAGCACAUCAGUUGUCUGCCCUUCUGGAAAAUACGCCAGCCUCCUGUGUUCUAAUACUUCACUCCAAGAACAGACACUGACCGUGCGACUUGCUGGACCAGGAGGCUACUACGGCAUGGUGGAGGUCAACCGUUACGGAUUGUGGGGCCCGGUGUGUAACAACAGCUGGGACGAUCGUGACGCUAACGCCACCUGCCGGGGUCUUGGAUACAGUCACGGCGUCACCUUCUACGGUAAUAACGUCCUAGAAACCCCUAUUCUUGUGGGAGACUUCCAGUGCUCAGGGCAGGAGUCCUCGCUGGCAGGGUGCUCCUUUAAGGACAGCAGCGACGACAUUGGUUGCUCGGAGAGGCGUGUGGCUGCCGGUGUCCUCUGUUCCCGUACAUCGGACAUCCAGCUACGGCUCUCGGAUGGCGGACGCAACUAUGGUCGCCUGGAGGUCAUGUAUGAGGGUCAGUGGGGUCGGGUUAUUGGUAGCUACAACUUCUCGGGAAUAAAUGCUGACGUUGCCUGCAGACAUCUUGGAUUUGUAGGUGGGCAGACCGCUCCCGAGUACAUGCGAAGAGAUACCGUUACAGGCCAGGUGUGGAUGAGUGGCAUCUACUGCAAAGGUUACGAGCAAAGUCUGUUUGAGUGUUCGAAUAGUUGGAAUUCCAGUUCUGGAGGUGGCCGGGAUGUAUAUGUCAUCUGCUACAACACGACACGGAUAUCUUCCGGAAAUUCUCUCUCAAUGGGAGUGGUGCAGAUCUACUACAACAAACGCUGGGGGGCCAUCUGUGAUGGCGGCUGGAGUGAGAAGAACACCGCUGUCACAUGCAGACAUCUUGGGUACGACAACGGCUACCACCUGUGCUGCAGCCCUUUUGGGAAAUAUUCCACCCCUAUUGCCGAAAACUUCAAGUGUACGGGCAGAGAGCAGGCAUUGACUAACUGCAGUCACACCCCUUCUGAAAGUCUUAAUUACUGCACGAGAGACGUUGUUUCAGUAGCUUGCUACAAGGGGCCUGCUCCUACAGACUACACGUUCUCACUGGACGGCAGAAACAGAAACAACUCGGGCGAGGUGCAAGUCACCUUCAUGAACAUCACGGGCAGCAUCUGUAGCGACAACUGGGACGACGCCGACGCCAGAGUGUUCUGCAAGGAGCUGGGCUUCCUGACGGGUCAGGCUUUUAAGCAUCAUGUCUCGAAUCGUCCAUUUUGGAUGACUGAUGUACAGUGCACAGGCUCGGAGCGCUUUCUGCGAGACUGCCCCAAGACCCUGGCUGCCGUGUCGCAGUGCUCUACUCAACUUUCUGCUGGAGUCACUUGUUCAGACAUAGAAGGUAAUAACUACCGUUUGGCUGGCAGCAGCUCUUCAUACAAAGGACGCGUGGAGGUACAGGUCAAUGGUACCUGGGGUACUGUGUGUGGUUUCGGCUAUGGUACAUCCUGGGCCAAAGUCGUCUGUCGGAUGCACGGUUUUACGGAAGGAUCUAUAGAUUACUUGGGGAGUUACUCAGACCCUCCCAACAUGAGGUAUCAGAACACCUUCAUGUGCAAGGGAGACGAAGCUGUGCUGGACGAGUGCCCCCACACAGGCUGGAAGACUGCAGACAACUCCUACUCCUGCAUGAGCUUUCCUGCUUCAGUCGUCUGUUAUGGUGAUGUGCGCAUCGGAACAGAUGUUAGAAACGCUCGCCAGGGUUUGGUUCAGUUCUACAAAAACGGAACCUGGUACAACCUGUGUGACACGAGCUUCGAUGACAUCACAGCAAGGCGAGUCUGCCAAGACAUGGGGUACGUUGGUGGUAGAGCUGUCUGCUGUUCAGCCUAUAAAGCAUCACCAUACGAUACACAAUUGUACGAGACCAAUCUGAACUACACUAUGAGGUGCCAAGGAACAGAAAGCGACUCAACUGAAUGCCUCAGACCAGGAGGCUGUUUGUCGGGAAACUUUGCAUCAGUUGUUUGUUUCAACAGUACAGAUGUCGUUGAUGAAGGGUACAGGUUCGACUUCCAGGACAACACAAAGACCAGAGGGCAGGUGGUCGUGACACACCUGGGCGUGGCGGGACGCAUCUGCAACACCUUCUGGGACGACUUGGACGCACGCGUGCUGUGCAGGUCACGUGGUCAUCAUGACGGCGCCGCCUACCACUACUCCCAGUACAACAACUUAUUCCUCCUGCCCAGCGAGCGGGGUCCCUACUGGAUCAGUGACAUCAACUGCACGGGGAGUGAGGCGUCGCUCGGGGAUUGUCCCUUCAACGACCGGCUCCAUCUGGGCAACUGCAGCAUGGCGGACCUGGCCGGCGCUGUCUGCUUCAACGACACCGGGAUACAGUAUCGUCUUGUGAGCGGAGAUCGUCUGGGUGCAGGUCGAGUGGAAAUAUCUGUGGGUGGACUCUGGGGUACCGUGUGCGACACCGACUGGGAUGACGAGGACGCCCGCGUCCUGUGCCGCACCCUGAACUACACGGACGGGUACGCAGUGGGCGAUGCUUACUACGGUCAAGGCGCUGGUCCCAACUGGCUGAGCAACGUCAGGUGUAAGGGGUCAGAGAGGUCACUAGCCGAGUGUCCACACUCAGGCUUCAAUGAUGAGGUUGUCGACCGCCGCUGGAACUAUGGCUGUAGGGGUCAUAGUAACGACGCUUCUGCUGUCUGCGUCGACAAGUUGAAAAUUGCUGGCUUCAACCCUUCAGUGGGGGCCGUCAUGGUCUACCUGGGAGACGCCUGGACCCUGAUCUGUGAUGAAGACUUCGACACCAACAGCGCUGUCACUGCCUGCAGAUCUCUCGGAUUCCCGCACGGACUGCACGUGCGAGGGGGCGUCUUUGGCCGAGUGGACGCGCCGAUCGGCAUCACACACUUGCGGUGCACAGGCCGCGAACCGAGCAUUCUGGACUGUACUUACAAUGUCACCACCUCGUGCAGUUCAAGGUCAUACGCCUCCGUCGUCUGUAGCCGCGAACCUUUCAUUGAGACAAGUGCUAAAGUGCGGGUUAUGGAGGACACCGUGGGUGAACCCUACCAUGGUCUUAUCGACGUGCAGGUGGAGGGAGUGUGGGGCGCUGUGUGUGCCGCAGGCUUUGGGGUCACCGAGGCCACGGUGGUCUGCAAGGAGCUGGGCUUUGCCGGCGGAGUGCCCUAUACUGCGCACUUUUCUGACAGAAACAGAAAGCCCAUCCUGAUGUCGGACGUGAAGUGUCGCGGUGACGAGAACAUCUCUGAUCAACUGUCAGCACACAACGACCUCCACAACCUCCUGGUGCGACUUCUACGCCCCUCGCGCCGGCGUCCUGUGCUACAACGACACCAGCGGCAUUUCUUAUCGCCUGGUCGGAGACACUGACCCCAGUCGAGGACGAGUAGAGAUGCGGUAUGACGGAGUGUGGGGCUUAGUCUGUGUACAGGAUUUCGUAUCUCGGGCAGGUGGACCAGCCUGCAGAAGUCUCGGAUACAGGGGAGGUUUUGGUCGUGUCACA